AAUCAGAGCCCGGCGGUCGGCCCCGGAGCACGGGCGCCCGGCAAAUGGGCCGCGCGAGCUGUCAAUCGCCGCCACCAGUGGCGGGGGGUUGACAGGUCAGUGGAGGAGUUGGUAAGUGCAAUACCGUGGGAAAAGCUACCAGUCUGUGGCAGGCAGCGGAGCGGACAAUAUCUGCUGGAAGCUCCAUUAAUGUUAGAGCACACACGGGAACAAUUGAGCCAAACAUGAAGAGAACUCACGAUUACAGCUCGUCGGACAGUGAGUUGGACGAAAUGAUCGAAGUAGAGAAAGAAAGCGCCGAUGAAAACGGGAACUCCAGCACAGCCACGGGCUCCAUGUCCCCCAGUACCACCUCACAGGUCCUGGCGAGGAAAAGGAGGCGCGGGAUUAUAGAAAAACGUCGACGGGAUCGUAUUAACAAUAGCCUGUCUGAACUACGAAGGCUGGUGCCGAGCGCUUAUGAGAAACAAGGAUCCGCCAAGCUGGAAAAGGCAGAAAUUUUGCAGAUGACUGUUGACCACUUGAAGAUGUUGCAUGCGGCCGGUGGCAAAGGUUAUUUUGAUGCUCAUGCUCUAGCCAUGGAUUACCGCAGCCUGGGAUUUCGAGAAUGUCUGGCUGAAGUAGCUCGGUACUUGAGUAUUAUUGAAGGUCUGGAGAGCUCCGAUCCACUCCGAGUGCGCCUGGUCUCUCACCUCAACAACUAUGCAUCUCAGAGGGAAGCAGCAAACACUGCCCCCCCAAGCAUCGGACAUUUUCCCUGGAGCAAUGGCUUCAGUCACCACCCGCAUCACCAUCUGCACCCGCUCCUGAUGCCACCGGUUGUCCACAGCAGCAGCAGUACUGCCUUGACGGAGCCUCACCAUCAAAACAGGAUCGGGACCUCCUCGCACUCUGAGACGUCCCCACGUCGGGUGCCUCCUAGUUGCAGUGUGGGUCCAGUCAUUCCUGUUGUUACCACCUCCACAAAACUGUCCCCCCCUUUGUUCUCAAUGUCAUCGCUAUCUGCAUUUCCUCUGUCUUUCCCGUUGAUUUCACCCAGUACGUUCAGUUCAGCAACUCAGACUUCAGCCAACAGCAUCGGCAAGCCCUACAGACCCUGGGGGAUGGAGAUCGGUGCUUUCUAAGGACUCUUCAGAAGGAUAUCUUUUCUUCCUGAAGCUGACAGAGAUAGUGACUACUUAGUUUAAACUCAGCUGAGCUGAGCUUUUGUCAACGUAACUGCCCUGGAAUGUUAAAGAUAUUCUUUGAGUUCAUUGCAGGCAAACAGUGUACAACUUUACAGAAAUUGAAGCCCAGUGAAUCCAGCUAUUUAGAUUGCCUCUUUAGCUCAUAGCGUUAUAAAUAAUAAUCAUAAUACUCCUAUGUGAACAUUUUGAUCUGUUCGUUAUUGAAGUGUUCUACUUUAAAUUGCAAGGUUCCAGCAAUUCAUUUUACCAGAGAGAUGAGCCUAAACAAACUGUCUGAUACUUUAUGUUAAUGCUGUAAUUUCCAACAUCUUUGUUAUCAGCUUCCUUGAAACUUUGAGUGUAAAGUUAUUCUUUUUUUUAAAGAAGUCUAAUAUAAUGAAUUGGAUUAAAUUUAUUUGUCUUGUGACUUAAAUUCUAUUGUUUAUUUGCAACAAAACAUAGUUAGUCAAGUUUUAAAAAGGAAACAACUUUUGAAAUCAGUCAGUUGGUCUAGCGACAAAAAGAAAUUUUCAUUGCAAAGGCAGGUGUGUGUGUGUGUGUGUGUGUGUGAGAGAGAGAGAGAGAGAGAGAGAGAGAGAGGGAGAUCACAUUUGAGAAUUUGUGGAACACUCUGCAUGCAUUCAUGCAUGCUGGGGUAUGUAUGUACACAUAACUUAAGAUGAGGAUAUGUAUUUUGCUUAUUAGUUUGGUUAAAUGUUGCCUGAAAAUAUUAACUUACUACCCUUCACAUAUUUCAGACUUAGCAAUUUCUUCAAGCCAACUGGCAUCAGACCUGUAUUUAUUAUGUACGUACAUCCGUUCGUGAGAAGCUACAAGGUCAACAUUACUUGCCUUAAACACAAAAAAAGAGCUAAAAUAAGAAGGUCAAUUUGAUAAGGUCAAUAUGCUGGGUUUCUUUAGUUAUUGAGUAAACUGCUUAAGUAAUGUAGAUUUUGAUCUUUAAGGUGAUAUUUUAUAUUUUAUGUUGCUUAAUGGAGCGAGGACAAAUCAAAUUUCCAGUGUUGUUUCUGCGGGCAGCAAGCACGGAGGUACUUUCCUGUGCUGAAGCCAUUAACUUUUGGAAGGUAAUAUAAGGUGUAGUGUUGGGUUACUGUGUUCUGGCUUGUGUUGACAAUACUAAACAGAUGAAAUAAUAAACUACAAGUGCAAUUCAGGAUAA
Hypanus sabinus (Atlantic stingray) is the source of this 2346-nucleotide messenger RNA. RefSeq names its product hes-related family bHLH transcription factor with YRPW motif 1 (gene hey1). The transcript has 5 exons. Bases 225 to 1124 code for a protein of 299 amino acids. Gene Ontology annotation, cellular component: nucleus. The record is from RefSeq and is a predicted model, not a curated record. Lineage: Eukaryota; Metazoa; Chordata; Chondrichthyes; Myliobatiformes; Dasyatidae. Gene Ontology annotation, molecular function: RNA polymerase II cis-regulatory region sequence-specific DNA binding; DNA-binding transcription factor activity, RNA polymerase II-specific; protein dimerization activity. Gene Ontology annotation, biological process: circulatory system development; negative regulation of neuron differentiation; regulation of transcription by RNA polymerase II.